Molecule: messenger RNA, 2610 nt
Organism: Impatiens glandulifera
Lineage: Eukaryota; Viridiplantae; Streptophyta; Magnoliopsida; Ericales; Balsaminaceae
Product: serine/threonine protein phosphatase 2A regulatory subunit B''beta-like
Exons: 12
Coding region: 422-2152 (576 amino acids)
Biological process (GO): protein dephosphorylation
Cellular component (GO): protein phosphatase type 2A complex
Molecular function (GO): protein phosphatase regulator activity; calcium ion binding
Source: RefSeq, a predicted model, not a curated record
CCAUCUUCCACAUUCAUGAGUUGAGUUUAAUUAUUUUCUCUCCUGUCCCAAGGGUUUCGCGAUCUUGAACCUCUGCAUUCAUCUGUCAAAUUCCCUGUAAAUACGCUUCUUCGGAUCUCGAAAUCUCAAUUAUACGGUUCUCUCUCUUCGAUCGAGUUUCGUCUUGUCCCUCUGUGAUUCCAAGCUCUGUUGCCAUUGUUCCGAGAUCCGUUGCCUUUUCCUGUGUUUGUUUCCUUGCAUCUCCAGCCAGAUUCUUAGUUUCACGGCUCACUUCUGUGAAUUCGAUAAGAAAUUAAAGCACAGUACCACUUGCGAUUGAGCUGUUGGUGCAUGUUAUUGCUUAUUGCCUGUUGGAGUUGGCUUUUGGAUCUACAGAUUAUAACUGAUACACGGAUGAGCUUUUGAAUUUAUUGAUUCCGUGAUGGAUGUGGAUUUUAUUGGUGAUUUGUGUUCUCUUGAUGUUGAAUUAUUGAUGCUUACAGAGGUCUCACCUCUGACCCUUAAGGCCAACCCUUACCUUGCUGAAAAGCUUUUCGACCAGUGGCUUUCACAACCCGAGACUUCCUUACUGGUGAAAUCAUUACUUACCAAUGCAAAGGCUGGUGUUCCCUUGAAUGUUCCUGGAACAUCUUCUAGUCCAAAGGCUACUUCAAGUAAUUCAUUGCCUUCCAUGUUUCCUGCUGGCAGUGCGCCUCCACUGUCACCGAGAAGUUCAUCCGGUUCUCCUCGCACUGCAAAACAGAGACUGGGCCCCUCUAAUUUAAGCUCUCCUCUAAAGCGGAUUAAUGAGCCCCAUAAGGAACUGAUUCCACAGUUUUACUUCAAAAAUGGAUUUCCUCCUCCAAAUGAACUCAAAGAAAGAUGCUUGUUUAGAAUCAAUCAGUUUUUCUUUGGUCACGUGGAUGGCCUACAGAUUAAUGGUGAGAUGUAUUCUGAAGUUUGUCCAUGUAAAAUGUACAUUGAAAAAUUUAUGCUUUCCUAUGAUUUUCCAAUGAAUGCUAUUAUCAAUUUUCCUGCCUUCUGUUUUUCAGAAUUUAAGCCAUUGACAAGGGAAAUUUGCAAGCUCCCGUCGUUUUUCUCAACAAAAUUAUUUAAAAAUAUAGAUGUCAAUUGCUCUGGUUAUGUAACAAGGGACGAUUUUGUAGAUUAUUGGGUCAAUGGUGGCAUGUUGAUGAAGGAUACUGCAACCCAGAUUUUCACAAUCCUAAAGCAGCCGGAUCAUAAAUAUCUCAUUCAGGAUGACUUUAAACCCGUGCUUCGAGAACUUUUGUCUACUCACCCCGGCUUGGAGUUCUUGCAAAGCACACCUGAAUUUCAAGAAAGAUAUGCUGAAACUGUUGUAUACAGAAUAUUUUUCUACGUGAAUAGAUCGGGUAAUGGUCGCCUUACACUCAGGGAGUUGAAACGCAGCAACUUGAUUGCUGGCAUGCAACAUGCAGAUGAAGAAGAGGACAUCAACAAGGUUCUAAGGUACUUCUCCUAUGAACAUUUCUAUGUAAUCUACUGCAAAUUCUGGGAGCUCGAUUCAGACCACGAUUUCUUAAUAGAUAAAGAGAACCUUAUUAGAUAUGGGAGCCAUGCACUCACUUACAGGAUCGUGGAUAGAGUAUUUUCUCAGGUCGCGAGGACUUUUACUAGUAAGGUAGAGGGAAAAAUGGGAUAUGAAGAUUUUGUUUACUUCAUACUGUCAGAGGAGGAUAAAACUUCUGAGCCUAGCCUUGAAUUCUGGUUCAAAUGCAUAGACUUGGAUGCGAAUGGGAUUUUGACGAGGAACGAAAUGCUCUUCUUUUAUGAGGAGCAGUUGCAUCGUAUGGAAUGCAUGGCUCAGGAGCCUGUUCUCUUCGAGGAUAUUUUGUGUCAGAUUGUUGAUAUGAUUGGACCAGAGGAUGAGAGCUACUUUACAUUACGUGACUUGAAGGGCUGUAAGCUCUCAGGAAGCUUUUUCAACAUCCUUUUCAAUCUUAAUAAAUUUAUGGCUUUUGAAUCUCGUGACCCAUUUCUCAUUCGUCAAGAACGUGAGAAUCCACACUUGACGGAGUGGGAUCGUUUCGCUCACAGGGAGUAUAUUAGGCUUUCUAUGGAAGAAGAUGCCGAGGAUGCAUCGAAUGGAAGUGGUGAUGCUUGGGAUGAAUCACUUGAGGCCCCAUUUUGAAUUCAAGAUGGGUUUCCGGAAGCAGCUUUAGCUUCAGACUGUUAAUCUACCCAACUGACAAAUUAAUUUUUUUUCUGGACUAUUAUUCAAUGAGAUCGAUAGAAGGCUGCAUUGAUGUAUCAUUGACUGGGAAAAUUGGAAAUCUUGUGAAAAGUGGUCAACUGGGAAAUACUCUCGAUUUAGGGGAUGGUGGUAAAAUUGCAAAGUUGAUAAAUUUCAUUCUAGUUGCUAGACGGAAUUAUGUCAAGACUUUUUCUUUUUUAGACUUGUAUUUUCCUACUUUAAUUCCCAACAGGAAAUCGAAUGCCCAUAUGAUUAACAUUUUUACUUUUUUUUUUUGUUUUUUUUUUUGAAGUACUGUUAUUUAAUGUUCCUCGUCCAGCUUCUUCUUGCAAAUAUUGACACAAUUUGUAUUGAGGUUUCUGUAUGUUAAUCUUAAGGAAUUUACUGUGCAUUCA